AUGACUGUCCAGAAACUGGUAGCCACAGCUGUGUUGGUAGCCCUGGUCUCACUUAUUCUUAACAACGCAGCUGCCUUCACUCCCAACUGGGUAUACCAGACCCUGGAAGACGGGCGCAAGCGCAGCGUGGGGCUCUGGAAGAUGUGUUGGCUGGCAGAAAAGAGCAGAGGAGGUGCAAGCACGAGUGCCAGGCACGGGCAAGGGGAGGAGCGCGAGUGCGAAGCCCUGGGCUGGGGCUCAGAGUCAGCUGGGUUCCAGGAGUCCCGCAGUACUGUCAAACUGCAGUUUGACAUGAUGCGUGCUUGUAACCUCAUCGCCACUGCUGCUCUGACUGCUGGCCAGCUCAUCUUCGUCCUGGGCCUGAUGGAGCUACCUAUCAUUUCUCAGGAUACCCAGUGGUGGGAAGAAGCCAUAGCUGCCGUGUUCCAACUUGCCAGUUUUGUUCUGGUUAUUGGAUUGGUGACUUUCUACCGCAUCGGACCAUACACCAACCUCUCUUGGUCUUGCUACCUGAACAUUGGAGCCUGUCUUUUGGCCACGCUGGCAGCUGCCAUUCUCAUAUGGAACAUCCUUCAUAGGCGUGAGGACUGCAUGGCGCCCCGGGUCAUUGUCAUUAGCCGUACCCUGACCGCUCGGUUUCGCCGUGGCCUGGAAAACGACUAUGUUGAGUCACCGUGCUGAAAGAGCGGACUUGAAAGGGGAAAGAUCUCCAAGGAGAUAUGCAUUGGAGUUGUUUUCUAUAAAUAUAUACUAUAAUUUAAAACUAAGGGUUGAAAGACAUCAGAAAGCUCACUCUUGUGGGCAGAGGCCCUCAAUUAUUAUUUGGAUGGGCUCCAUCUAUAUACAUAUGUAUAAAACACAUAAUUUUUAUAUAUAUUAUAUUGCCCUCUCCCUCUGCUGUACAGCAAAGAAUGUUGGAUUGUCAGAAUCCUGACAGAGCAUCACAGCUACAUGUCAGCAGGGUCAGCUUUAGCAGACACAGAGCGUAUGCAAUGAGAACGUAGAAAAGAGGCAGCCAAACUUCUCUGUCUGCAUAAAGUUAUCCUGCUCCCUGAUAAUAAUGUAAAAAGCUAUAGGAGACCAGUGACAAUAGCUUUGGCAUUAACAGGCAAUAUGAGAAAGCAGAAAACUCACUAUAGAA
Opisthocomus hoazin is the source of this 1141-nucleotide messenger RNA. RefSeq names its product transmembrane protein 204 (gene TMEM204). NCBI's taxonomy places the organism in Eukaryota, Metazoa, Chordata, Aves, Opisthocomiformes, Opisthocomidae. Gene Ontology annotation, cellular component: plasma membrane. Gene Ontology annotation, biological process: regulation of vascular endothelial growth factor receptor signaling pathway; smooth muscle cell differentiation; lymph vessel development. The record is from RefSeq and is a predicted model, not a curated record.